Molecule: messenger RNA, 1170 nt
Organism: Glarea lozoyensis ATCC 20868
Lineage: Eukaryota; Fungi; Ascomycota; Leotiomycetes; Helotiales; Helotiaceae
Exons: 1
Coding region: 1-1170 (389 amino acids)
Source: RefSeq, a predicted model, not a curated record
AUGGCUUAUACCACCCAAACUCAACUGUCUAUCAUAGACACAGGCAAUACGCCACUUGAUGUGGUUGAGCCAACUCUCGAAACCAAAGAUCGAUACACAUUUGGCGUAGAACUAGAAAUGGCCAUCGCUGGUUUACAUCCCGCCCACGCCGACCCAUCACCCAACGACCCACGAUCCGUCCGUGGAGUAUUAGGUACCGUAAGAAAAGACGACUUCGGCGCGAACGAUGGCUUUGAAGUCCUCCAACACAUCGCCCAAACCCUCACUGCCGCUGGCAUCCCCGCCGAAGCCCAACCCCACGCCCGCUUCGCACCAAACUGGAAACCUCAAAACAUAUCCGCCUGGAUAGUAACCCACGACGCCAGCAUCCAAGCACCACAGAUCUACACCGCCGUCGACCCAUCAAGCGCUUACUACCACUACCACCAAAUCGAACUCAUCUCGCCCGUCUUCUUUUACAGCCACUCCGCCCUCACAGCCGUAAAAACCCUCUGCAAAACCAUGUCCUCCUCUUUCCGAAUAAACGUAAACCCCUCCUGUGGCCUGCACAUCCACGUCGGCAAGAAAUCCUCAGGUAUCCCCUUCGAAACAACACGGAACCUGCUCGCCACCCUCUUCACAUACGAAUCGCAAAUCGAAUCCAUCCACCCUCGCUCCCGCCAGAAGAACCCACUGUACUGUCCGAACCUCCGCCGUGAUUCAACGCUCAGGAAGUUAUACCCGGACCGCAAAUUCUUUCUGCAGCCGUCGUUAAGUCAUAUCCUGAAAACAACCGACAUCAUCGACCUCCACGACGCCAUCGCGCCCGCCCACGACGAAUUCGCGCGCGGCGCUUAUAGCAUCGCGAAUCUCUACCGCUCCACCAGUCUUUCCGCGCCGACGAAAAGAACAAUCGAGUUUCAGCAGCAUGAGGGCAGUGUAGAUCCGGAUGUGGUAGCCAACUGGGCACGUUUCUGUGUUGGGGUGGUGGAGUUUGCGGAUACGGUUGCGAGUGAGGAGUUGGGUGGGUUGUUGGGGGAGAGGAUUAUGGAGAGGGAAGUGGCGAUUGGACAGGUUCUGAAUGAGUUACGAAUGCCGGAUAUUGCGGGGUUUUAUGCUGGUAUUGUGAAGCAGAGGGAGGAGGAGCGGGUGAGGAGUCUGGGGGGGAUGGGGAUGAGGAGGGUAGUCUGA